GAAUAAUUAAAAAAAAUCAGCUCUUAAAUAUUAAUAAAAAAUAUUAAAAAUUAAUUAGCAUAUUAAUACUCUCUUACCACUAAACCCACAUAUAAAAAACAUAUUAAAAUCCCUCUUAACCAUCUUUCAAAUUACAAAAGAAAAAUUCUAUUUACACGCAAAAUGAAUAACCCACAAAGCAAUAUGUUUAAUUAAAAUUAUUUUUAGCAUCAGCAAAUUCAGUACAGCGCUUAUGUUAAAAAUACAUUUUAACUUAAUAAUAGUGCAUCAUCCAAAGUUUGUCUCUCUAAUAACUAGCUACCUUUUGGUUUUCCUUAAGACUUACUAAGCUUUGCAAAUAAGAAAAGGAGAGAAUCUGAUUCAGAAAAUAUGAACACCUAAUUUUCUCCAGAAGCUGAACAAAGAUGCAUGCAAUAUCAAUUUAGCUUUAAUGGAAAAAAUUAGGAUAUUUAUUCUAGUAAAUAGCAUACUACUUCACAAUUAAAUCCCGAAUAUAAUAACUAUAAUGCUUCAAACUUAUCAACUUCAACCUCAUCAUAAUCAUCCUCCUACUCUUCUUCUUCUCAAUCAUCUUCCUCGUCAUCCUUGCAAUCAUAAAUUUGCUCCUCUUCAUUUUUAUCUUAGUCUAAUUUUUCCUCAACGACUAGUUAAUAACAAUAGAAUAUUGAUAAGUCGAAAUGCUCAAAUGCCUUUGUAAUUGACAACUUGGUGCAAAAGAAAAAAAAUAGCUUUGGUAGCAGUAACAUGAACCAAUAGCCUUUAUAAUAGUCCUAACUAAACAAUUUAACACAGGGCCCUAAUCAGUAGGAAACUAGUAAAUUUAAGACAGAAAUGUGUAAAAACUGGAUGGAAUUUGGAAAAUGCAAUUACGGAAAAAAGUGCUAGUUUGCUCAUGGCAAAAAUGAGUUAGUCGAUAAAAGCACUGUAAAUAAAAGACAAUAUAAAUCAAAAUUAUGUAACUCUUUCCAUACAUAAAAAUUCUGCCCAUACGGAAACAGAUGUAUGUUUAUUCAUGAAUCAAGAACAGUUACUGAAAUAAGACAGUCAACCUACUAUUAAAAAAUUCUAUAUAAUCUUGAUGAACAAAAUAAUAAAAUAAUUAAUUUUUGUGAAUUAUAACAAGAAUCUAAAUAAUAAACUCCUUUAGAAUAACAAAGUUGCGAGCUUUCAAGUAAUUCUGGGUAGUAUUAACCUAUUAGAAAUACUUUAAAUUCUUCAACUUCUUUUAGACUCCCUAUUUUUUAGUUGAUUGGUUCUUAACAAAAAGAGUUUAAUAUUUCUUAAUCAAAUUUGAAUGAAUCUAUUAAUGCAUGA
Messenger RNA from Tetrahymena thermophila SB210, 1314 nucleotides. Its product is annotated as zinc finger C-x8-C-x5-C-x3-H type protein. Lineage: Eukaryota; Ciliophora; Oligohymenophorea; Hymenostomatida; Tetrahymenidae. Gene Ontology annotation, molecular function: metal ion binding; mRNA binding. The record is from RefSeq and is a predicted model, not a curated record. The transcript has a single exon.